AACCAGAAAUACUGUGGAAAGAUGACUGGAACAACAAUUGAAAUAAGUGGAGACUAUGCCGUGAUAAGAUUUCAUUCAGACUCAAGUGUUCAAGGAGGAUUCUCGCUGCUGUUCUCUACUGUGUUAUCAAGUUGUGGUUCCUUGAAAAACAAUUCACUACAGAGUCCUGGAUAUCCAAACAAGUACCCAAGAAAUAUGAAUUGUGUAUAUCAGAUUGUCAUUCCUCAAGGCAUGGCUACAAGAAUGUAUUUCGAAUAUUUUGAGCUGGAGGAUUCGUGGGAAUGCCGUUUUGAUUAUGUAGAGAUUUUUAACCAGAAGUACUGUGGAGAGAAGACUGGAACAACAAUUGAAAUUAGUGGAGACUACGCCGUGAUAAGAUUUCAUUCAGACUCAAUUGUUCAGGGAGGGGGAUUCUCGCUUCUGUUCACUACUGUGUUACCAAGUCCUCCCAAUAUUUCAAUGCCAGUUCUCGUGGAGGCCUCUCCAGGCGACGAGGUGACGUGCUCAGUGACAGGAACUCAUCCUAUGUACACCACCAUACUCAGCGACUCAAGAGUUCUGGUUAACACAACAAGCAUGGCAACCUUUCGGUUUGUGGAGGAAGGAAACUACACCUGCAUGGCAAGCAGCAAGUAUGGGACUGAUUUAAAAAUGUUCAGUGUGAUUUUCCCAGGUUGUGGUUCCUUGAGAAACAACUCACUACAGAGUCCUGGAUAUCCAAACAAGUACCCAAUUAAUAUGGAUUGUGUAUAUCAGAUUGCUAUUCCUCAAGGCAUGGCUAUGAGAAUGCAUUUCGAAUAUUUUGAGUUGGAGGAUUCGUUUGAAUGCAGUUUUGACUAUGUAGAGAUUUCUAAUUAUAAGUACUGUGGAGAGAUGACUGGAACAACAAUUGAAAUAACUGGAUACUACGCCGUGAUAAGAUUUUAUUCAGACUUCGGUGUUCAGGAGGGAGGAUUCUCGCUUUUGUUCAAUACUGUCUUACCAAGUCCUCCCAAUAUUUCAAUGCCGGUUUUUAUGGAAGCCUUUCCAGGCGCACAGGUGACGUGCUCAGUGACAGGAAGUCAUCCUAUGUACACCACGAUACUCAGUGACUCAAGAGUUCUGGUUAACACAACAAGCAUGGCAACCUUUUGGUUUGAGGAGGAAGGAAACUACACCUGCAUGGCAAGCAGCAAGUAUGGGACUGAUUUAAAAAUGUUCAGUGUGAUUUUCCCAGAUUGCGGAUCCACCUGUUCUUUCAGGGCUUCAUGGUCUGGAAAAAGGAUUGCUAACUGCAUCAAUGUGACGGGCCUAAUUCUUACAGAAUGCCUUCCAGCAACAACUGAAAUACUGGACCUUUCUUUAAACCCGGUUGGCACUCUUCCAGAAGGAGUAUUCGCCAAGCUGACUCGGUUGGAAGACCUGGAUUUAUCUUCAAACGCCCUAAGCUCUCUUCCGGAAGGAGUAUUCGCCAAGCUAACUAGGCUACAGAAGCUGGAUUUAUAUUCAAACGCCCUAAGCUCUCUUCCGGAAGGACUAUUCGCCAAGCUGACUCGGCUGUGGGAGCUGGAUUUAUCUUCAAACGCCCUAAGCUCUCUUCCGGAAAGAAUAUUCGCCAAGCUGAUUGCGCUGUGGGAGCUGGAUUUAUCCUCCAACGCCCUAAGCUCUCUUCCGGAAGAAGUAUUCGCCAAGCUGACCAAGCUGCGGUUUCUGUACUUAUCGUCAAACGCCCUAAGCUCUCUUCCGGAAGUAGUAUUCGCCAAGCUGAUUGGGCUGUGGAGGCUACUCCUUCAUGGAAACAACCUACAACUUAUUCCUUAUCGAGCCUUCUUUGCCAUGGAUGCCUUGAGGAUAAUAACACUAACUGAUAACCCAAUAGAGACAAUUGAGUCGGAGGCAUUCAAGUUUUAUGGACCUAGUAUCACAAAUUUAUUUCUUCUCCGAACGAAUUUGAAAACAUUCCUCUCUGCCUCCCUCGCGAAUUUCAGGGCUACCAAUUUUGAGCUUAAUUUGUGGCAAAGAACUCCUCGGAUUGUAACUUACCACCGUGAAAACAGGAUCGUCCUGAAAGUACAUAUGAAUCCCUUGGACUCAAACCGAGAAGUUAUUAAGUUUUCCGAUAAAGAUGAUAAAGUCCUGGGGGUUGCUUUGCUACGCAUGGGUUACACAAGAACUUCCAGUUACCCUGACUAUGUAUAUCGAACGUGUCCUCUGGGAACGUUCUCAGAAGGAAAUGGGAAGUGCAUGGAAUGUCCUCCAGGCGGUUUCUACGUUGAUUCGCGUGGCUACGUUGCAGAAAGCUGUAAAAAAUGUCCAAACGGAUCUUAUGUCUCAUUCGACAAAAAACCUGGAAAAUCAAUUCUAGACUGCAAGGCGUGCCCAAUAGGAACGGAAAGUGACUUUGUUGCUGGAUAUCGAGCAUGUCCAUGUUUGGAAGGAUUUUACCGAACCCAUCGAUUCGCUAAAUGUCUAAGAUGCAAAGUAGGACUGAUAUGCCAAGAUGACUAUGCCUCAUUGAAAUCUGGAUAUUGGUGGCGGUGGCGUAACGAUUCAUACAAACAUCGCUACCAGGAUUUCAUACAAAAUCUUUUGGCGACUUCUCCAGUACUGGACAAUUCUUCCAUACAAUACCCUUAUUCGAUGCCGACACCUUACAGGUGCCAGGUAGAGAAAUCUUGCAAAGGUGGCUUGGAUUCACCAUGUGCAAAAGGUUACGAAGGUCCAAUUUGUGCCGUUUGUAGCUCAGGAUAUCAUAAGCAACUGGAGUUCUGCGAAAAAUGUCCCUCGAAGGUUUGGAUUGUGGCACAGCUUUCAAUUGUUCUCGUCAUUCUAUCCCUACUAUUCGCAAUUUUGAUGCGGAAGAGAAAAACAAAGUUGGUAAAGGACGAAGGUCACUAUCUGAUAGACAUGUUUUUUUCCAAGCUCAAAAUACUAAUUGGCUUUUAUCAGGUCACGCAUGGCUUACUAGAUGUGUUCUCGUACAUCGAAUGGCCAGAUUCUCUGCAAGCUGUCCCCACGUACUCUGGAAUACUUCAGUUGAAUUUCUUUCAGAUCGCACCUGUCCACUGUCUAUUUUUAGGGUUGCACGUGAAUGCCUUUGGAGAAUUGCUCCUGAUAUUAACUUUGAAUUUGAGUGUCAUUGGCGCCUCUGGUGUAUGUUACCUUAUAUAUAAGACGGUAAUCUUGAAGAGUCAUAACCUUGAAGAAGACGAAAAGUCCAGGAAAAUCAAUCAAACAAAACAGUUGGUUUACAGAAAUCUGUUUUUCUUCUUGUAUGUAACGUAUCUGAGUACAUUUUCCAAAACAGCCAGCGUUCUAUCUUUUGCUUGCCGCAAACUCUGCAGAGAUGAAAAGGAUGAGAUGUGUGAGGAAUACGCUAAAGCAGAUUACAGCAUAAAAUGCCAAGGAUCCUUAUAUAACCAUUGGCUGAUCCUGGCAUACAUUUCGACCGCAUACGUCUUUGCCCUGCCUGCCGCUUCAGUUAUCGUACUUUGGAGGCAACGGAGAAUGUUAUUUUCUUCGACAGACAGUAAUAAAGACACUGGCACAGGGGUCGUUGGAGGUUUGAGAUUCCUCUUUGAAAACUAUAAACCCACUUUCUGGUACUGGGAACUGGUGGAGAUGUCUCGCAAAGCUGUUCUAACAUCUGGUCUUAUUCUUGUGGGAGAAGAGACCAGGUCUUACAUCGGUUUGGCAUGGGUCGUUGCCGGUAUGUAUGGAGUACUUUUCUCUUGGAAUAAACCCAUAAAAGUCGCUUCGGAAAACAGGUUGAUGUCGACGUCCCUUGCUGUUACUAUUUUGAACUUGGGUAUUGGCGCCGUGAGCAGAAUCCCCGCAGAGAAUAUAUCAGAUGAAGUGGAUAAACACAAAGACGAAAUGGCGAUGAAAAUACUCAUACUGGCCGCAAAUACUUUGGUAAUUGGCCUGCUUGUCGGUCAGUACGUGAUGUUUUUGUACGAAUAUUUAAAAGAGUGGCGCAAAAACCCACAAUGCUCCUCUUCAUGCUGUCUGGCUUUGCUCCUUCCUCUGAACGACUUGCAAGGAGAAAUUCGAGGUAUGGUUGGCAAAAACUUGAUGAAAACUCAGCUUGACACAGGUAUGUUGGCGAAACCGUCCAUUGCUGCCACUGCAAAGGACAGUGGAGCUAUGAGCUUUACUCUUUGUGGUGAAGACGUCGAACCCGAAAAGGAAGACAAACGAAAAGAUGAAGUUGUCAAAGACAGCAACAGAAAACGUCAUCGCUGGACACAGACAGAAGUUGUAAUGCCACCUUUUGCUUCAACCGUGGAAUCUGGAUCAAUGAGAGGGCAGCAGCGAAUAAACAGACUUCAGCCUUUAAUGCAUGAGAUGCAUACCUCUGGAGAAAACUGUGAUGCAUCAGAAAUACUGAAGACAUUCAUAAAGAAUGAAGCAGAGGGUAAUGCACCAGAGAAGCAGAAGGAAGGCUUAAAGAUUGUACCUAAGGGCAAUAUACCACCAAAGCAAAAUGAAGGCAUGAAGAUUGAAGCAGAGUGGAAUGCACAAGCAAAGCAGAAGGAAGGCAUGAAGAUUUUAGUAGAGUGCGACGCACCAACAAGGCAGAAGGAACGCGUGGAAAUUGUAUCAGAGUGCAAUGCAUCGGCAAAGCAGAAAGCACUCAUGAAGAGAGAAGUAGAGAGUACUGUAUUGGCAAAUCAAGCGGAAGACAUGAAAAUUGUACCAGAGUGCAAUGCACCAACAAAGCAGAGGAAAGGCGUGAAGAUUAUGGAAGAGGGUAAUAGAGUGGCAAAGCUGAAGGCAUUGAUAAAAAGUGAAGCAGAAGGUAAUGCACCGGCAAAUCAAAAAGAAGACAUGAAGAUUGUAGCAGAGUGCAAGCCACCAGCAAAGCAAAAGGAAGAUAUGGAGAUUGGAGCAGUUUGCAAUGCACCAGCAAAGCAGGAGGAAGGCAUGAAGAAUGAGACAGGGGGCAAUGCACCAGCAAAGCAGAAGGAAGGCAUUAAGAUUGUGGCAGAGGAUAAUGCAUUAGCAAAGCAGAAGGAAGGCAUGAAGAAUGAAGCAGAGGGCAAUACACGGGCAAACCAAAAGGAAAGCAUGAAGAUUGUAGCGAAGGGUAAUACAGUCGCAAGGCAGAAGGCAUUCAUGAAAAAUGAAACAGAGAGCAAUCCACCUGAAAAGCCGAAGACAUAA
Pocillopora damicornis (cauliflower coral) is the source of this 5145-nucleotide messenger RNA. RefSeq lists its product as uncharacterized. The record is from RefSeq and is a predicted model, not a curated record. NCBI's taxonomy places the organism in Eukaryota, Metazoa, Cnidaria, Anthozoa, Scleractinia, Pocilloporidae.